This is a messenger RNA of Setaria italica (foxtail millet), 1058 nucleotides long. RefSeq lists its product as uncharacterized. The record is from RefSeq and is a predicted model, not a curated record. The coding region runs from base 159 to 728 and encodes 189 amino acids. The transcript is spliced from 2 exons. Lineage: Eukaryota; Viridiplantae; Streptophyta; Magnoliopsida; Poales; Poaceae.
CCGAAAGAUAAGCCCCUCUACCAGUGGUCACAUUCAGAUUUCUUCGAUUGCUGCGGACAGCGAAGCAGGGAGCCGUGCGGAAAAAAAAAACAGUGUUGGGAACACAGGGCAGGACCAAAUUGCGUUGUUGCAGCCGGGGAGAAGAGUAGGAAGAAGAAAUGGCUGCGAUACCAGCAGCGAUCUCCGGCUGCUGCUCUUCGUCUCGGCUGUCCCAGCCUGCUGGCCUCCUGCCAUCCUCGAGCCGACGGCGCUUCAAGGUGACGGCCAUGGCGCCCAAGAAGAAGGUGAACCGGUACGACGAGAACUGGUCGAAGCAGUGGUUCGGCGCGGGCAUCUUCGCGGAGGGGAGCGAGGAGGUGUCGGUGGACGUGUUCAAGAAGCUGGAGCGGCGCAAGGUGCUGAGCACGGUGGAGAAGGCCGGCCUGCUGUCCAAGGCCGAGGAGCUGGGCGUCACGCUCUCCUCGCUGGAGCAGCUGGGCCUGCUCUCCAAGGCCGAGGACCUGGGCCUGCUCAGCCUCGUCGAGACCGCGGCGGGCACGUCCCCCUCCGUGCUCGCGUCCAUCUCGCUGCCGCUUCUCGUCGCCGCCGUCGCCGAGGUGGUCGUCGUGCCCGACGACUCCGUCGCGCUCGUCGCCGUCCAGGCCGUCGUCGCCGCCGUGCUCGCGGCCGGGGCCGCCGGGCUGUUCGUGGGGUCCGUCGUGCUCGCCGGCCUGCAGGAGUCGGAUUGAUCAGCGGCUGCUCGCUCGCCGAUAGCUUCGCGGAGCUGGGUAAACCAUGCUGCGUACGCCGUCGUCAGCGCUACCGCAUCCGAGUAAUUAAGCCUUGUAGCAUAGGAUCGUUAUUGUUAACAAUUAAUGGAAUUAUGUGAUGCAAUGUAAUAGCCUUUUGGUAUUUACUCCAUGCAAUGCAAGUGUGAAAUGCUGAAGAAAGUACGGUGAAAGGGAUGGUCGCUUUCCUUGUACAGUUGGGGAAUCACGAAGUGUUUCUUCUGUUUGCCCAAUGCAAAUACAGGCAUCUGUGUGCUUGUACCUACCAUCAGGUAUCAGAUUUUGAUGUCA